AUGAAGCUGAGCCAAGUUUUUAUGUUUGCUACGAGCCUCAUUGCUGGUUCGUCAGCGCAAAGCAACCUGCUCGACCAGCUACCACAAUGUGCUGUGAGCUGUUUCCAGCAGACAAUCACCCUGUCGAGCUGUUCACCGACCGAUAUAGCUUGCCUAUGCGGUGACGGGGCAUUUCUGCAAGCCGCUGCUGGCUGUCAAACACUCAACUGUACCGUCAAAGAGACACUGACAUCAACCAAUGCUACCCUCGCAGCAUGCGGCGUCCCACCAAAUGAUGUCUCAACCACAGUGCUGGCCAUCCCGGCCGCAUUCGGAAGCCUCUCGGUCCUCAUGGUUAUCCUCCGCGUUGCCGACCGUCAAUGGAACAGCAAAAUGCUACUCAAAUGGGACGAUUACUUUGUCAUAGCCGCCGUGAUACUAGCAGGCCCAUUGAACUGGGUUUGCAUUCCUAUGGCACGCUACGGCAUGGGCAGAGACUUCUGGACCAUACCGUUCCCUCACAUCGAUAAAACUCUUCAGCUCCUCUACAUCGCCGAGAUAUUCUACAUGGCCGCCGAAGCAUUCGUCCAACUCUCCCUGCUGGCCUUCUACCUGCGGGUCUUCUCUUCGCGAACUUUCCGCUUCGUCGUCUUCACGCUCAUGGGUAUCUCGGUCGGCUUCGGCAUCGCCAACACCUUCGCCAUGAUCUUCCAGUGUACACCGAUCCCGUUCUUCUGGCAGGGCUGGGCAGGCGAGACCACGGGCACCUGUAUCAACAUCAACCUGUUCUCGUGGAUCCGCGCCGCCGUCGAGAUCGGUCUGGACGUGGCCAUCCUCUCCCUGCCGAUCCCCAUGCUGUUGAAGCUCGAAAUGAGCUGGAGGAAGAAGAUCCAGGUCAUCAUGAUGUUCAGCGUGGGAUUCGUGAUCACAAUCAUCAGUAUCCUCCGACUGCGAUCGUUGAUUCAGUUCGCCAAGACGACAAAUCCUACCUGUAAGGGCUCGUUGACAUCCUCUUCCCCGACACACCUACCCUCCCAAGGUGUGAUGCAUGAGCAAGCACUUCCCUCUACAGUCCCCAUUGCUCUCUGUCAGAUACAUGUCCACGCCAAUGCUCAAUGCUUACUGAAAACCCACGUUGAAACAGUCGACAACUCUCCCGCCGUCUACUGGUCGGUCCUCGAAUGCGACAUGUUCAUAAUCUGCUGCUGCAUGCCAUCGACCCGCAACCUCCUCAAACGCGUCGCCCCAUCGUGCUUCGGCAGCACCGCCGCCGAGAGCAACGACCCCUACCCAAACUCCAACUCCACCAGCGGGGGUCCCGGUCCGAAGAAGAUCCAGCUCCAAUACCGCGAGGGACGGACUUCUCACCACCCACCAGCGGCCGACAUCUCUCACUCUCACAGCUCCUCAGACCCAGGGAAGUCCAUCGACUUGGGUGUCGACGCCGACACGUACCCCGUUGGACGGUCCGAGAGCAAUGUCGAGCUGGUCGAGUCCAAGAGGCACGGAGAGGCUGUCGUCUAA
Exophiala xenobiotica is the source of this 1503-nucleotide messenger RNA. RefSeq lists its product as uncharacterized. The coding region runs from base 1 to 1503 and encodes 500 amino acids. The transcript has 7 exons. The record is from RefSeq and is a predicted model, not a curated record. Lineage: Eukaryota; Fungi; Ascomycota; Eurotiomycetes; Chaetothyriales; Herpotrichiellaceae.